GUUUCAAAUUAGCUAGACAUAUUUGUUGUUAGAAACAGUCAAAUUUGUUGUCAAAAUUUUCCUUCUUUUUUGGUCAGUCAAAUCUUUCCUUUACUAUACCAUAAAUUAUGAUUAUUAUUAAUGACUAUGAAAAAAAUUAUCCUUGACUAUUGAUGAACACACGUAAAUAUUUAUACACAAUUGAUAUGUUAAGGAGAAAGAACUAAGGUAGUCACAUUAAUUGAGUCUUAUUUUUUCAGUCAAUACUAAUCGUUGCCAAAAAGAUAGAAAUAUUAUAGCCACAAAUCUCUCUCCAUGAUUACUCACACUAAACCUUAUUAAUUUUAUCUAGCAAAACCCAACAUUCACAAAAAACAUAAACAUUAGAGAGAUUCGGCCAUGGCAUCCAAAUGCAUAGGUGAUUGUGUAAACAUCAAAAACGAUGCCGUUUGCGUCCGGCCCGGUAGAACUCACGCCAAAAUUCACAAGUGGCCGAUGGCGGAGGUAGAGUUCGUACGGUCUAUAAGCCACGGCGGUAGCCAGGGUCGUACUACAGCGGUGGAAAGCUUAUCUUGUAGGCAAAUGUACCUUAGGAGCUAUACGUUCUCAAAAAAAGAGGAGAACGGAGACGGUGAUGGAAGUGGAGGAGGAGCAGGGAGGAAGAAGGCGGCGAAGAAAUAUACAAGGCCGAGUAAAAGGGCGUUACUUAGGAGAGUUGUGGUCCGAUUCACAUGGAAAUGUUUGUCUUGUACUUGCCCUAAUAAGUUUGAUCUUAAACAGUGAAGUAAUUUUAUCAAUAAAGAGAAGAAUAAUAAG
Arabidopsis lyrata subsp. lyrata is the source of this 795-nucleotide messenger RNA. RefSeq lists its product as uncharacterized. Bases 379 to 762 code for a protein of 127 amino acids. The transcript has a single exon. Lineage: Eukaryota; Viridiplantae; Streptophyta; Magnoliopsida; Brassicales; Brassicaceae. The record is from RefSeq and is a predicted model, not a curated record.